This is a messenger RNA of Agrilus planipennis (emerald ash borer), 7430 nucleotides long. RefSeq lists its product as uncharacterized. Gene Ontology annotation, molecular function: zinc ion binding; linear polyubiquitin binding; ubiquitin protein ligase activity. The transcript has 23 exons. Gene Ontology annotation, biological process: protein linear polyubiquitination. Gene Ontology annotation, cellular component: LUBAC complex. Bases 132 to 7226 code for a protein of 2364 amino acids. The record is from RefSeq and is a predicted model, not a curated record. Lineage: Eukaryota; Metazoa; Arthropoda; Insecta; Coleoptera; Buprestidae.
UUUAUCCUUUUGAAAAGUUAAAUAACAUGGAGGAAUUUGGUUUUUUCGUAUACAUGUCUUAGAAAGGAACAUCUUUGCCGAUUUGGAUUCCCCAAAACUUCUAUAAAAACGGUAAUAACAAAUGGCGGCCAAUGACCAUUUCGAAUCCUUCCACGAAACUACGAUUAGCCCGCAACAUGCCACAAUGGGUGAACCAAACAGGUGGAGGACCUCCGCCACCUCCUGUUCCUCCAGAAGAUAGUUCAUCUGUUAAUUUCAAAUCAUCAAAGUCAAAUAACAAGAAGAAUAAUUCCCGAAAUUAUGAAGAGCCAGAUUAUGAAGUGAUUGAUCUUAGUAAUCAAGCUCAGUACUUAAACACUCCUCCAUUGCCACAAAAAAGCGAAAACCAACUGGCAAAUGUAAAGGAUGGAAAACACUGCGAAUUGUGCGGAGCAUCAGCCCCAGGGAUUCACUGUGAACAAUGUGGACAGAUAUUUUGUUACUCUUGCGAUGACAUGUAUCAUCGACAUCCAAAGAGACAAACUCAUGUUCGCAGAUCUUUGGAAAUGCCCCGCCCCCAAAACUACCGUCCCCCUUUACCUCCAAAGGCAGAUACCACCAUUCCUUCCCCACCGGUGCCACCUCCUCGACGCCACCGACGUGCUGAGUCUGUAGGACCAUCUCCUUGCCCAAGCCCAACAUUUUCAAGGCAGAGUCAGGGUCCUCCUACCACUGCACGCAAAGACAGUAUAUUUUCGUUCAAAGACAAAAUGGGUAGUUUAAAACGUUUUAUGGGUGGCAGACCUCUUCCACCUGCACCUACUGUAUCAAAAUAUCCUUCAUCUCCCAAUUCAGACCAGUUUAGAACCGCUAGAAAUCCGUUGCUUCAAGAGAGAUAUCGUCAACAUCAGAACUUUAUGAGAGGCACAACUCCAAAUCUGCCAUCCACCGUAUCAAUGUCAGAGCAUUUUGAUCAGCCUCCAAGUAGAGAUAGUGGCUAUCCUGAUUGGGAAAGAGACUUGCGCUCCGGGAGUAUAUCAGGAUCUGAAAUGGGACGUCCAACACUUCAACGUAGAUUUAGCAACAUGUCAUCACCAACACCAUUACCUCAUAGCACGUCGGUAUUUGAUUUAAACUCAUGUCCACCACAUGGAAUGUUUACACCCAUGCAACAGGCGCAGUCAAUAGCACAGCUUGGUUGCCCAACAUGUCACCAAGGAAUGUGCAUGGAUAAAUGGAACCACCCUUGUGAAUUUCAACAAAACGGUUCAAACUUAAGUUUAAACAUGAUUCCCGGAGGGUAUCCCAUGAAUCCAAUGUGGAUGGGAACAUGGCAUGGACCCCCUCCGUCUGCUAUGAAUAUAUGGCCAUAUAGAAUGAAUAUGCCACCAUGUCACAUGCAUCAUGAGUCUUGCAAUCAAUCAAGACCCGCAUCACCAACUCACAGUGUUAAGUCACGUAAAUCAUACUUGAGUAGAGCAAGUCGCAGAAAACACAUUUCGCCUGACGAGUCAGAUAUUGAAAAUUCCGAUGACAGAAAAUCGAUUAGAAGCGAAAGAAAAUCUUUGAGUGGAAGACAUUUCGAACGUUCUAGACCUCUAAGAGAUCACGCUUCAGUUCCACGAGAUAUUCGUCGAAAAAGUACCGUUGACAGAAGCGAUAGAGCUUCAGUUGCAAGAAGUCAUCGAAGCAUAAGAGCAUCGUCCAGUGAAAGCGACGAAUAUCCUUCGGAAAGUCAAAAAGAAAGUGAAGAAUUAUUGGAAGAGGAUGAGGAAGAAAUGGCAAAUGCAAUGGACGAUUCUGAAAAAACAAAAAUUUCAUGUAAGGUACCCGAUGACAAAUGGGAAUGUGAGCAUUGCACUUUUGUCAAUGAAGCUGGUACAAGGGUUUGUCUGAUUUGUUGUAAAACACCUACGGCAAACGCCAAACUUAUUGAAAAUGCAAAAAAGAAAACUGGACGUGUUAUAGAAAAGAUACCACUACAAAAAAGCCCUUCGGCCCAAAUAAAGAUAAAGGAAUCGAAAAUCUUACAAAGAAGCAGAUCCAGUGAUGAUUAUAGUAAAUAUUGUAGUGAAACUGAAUCUGUUCUGAAUAAGUUUGGAAAAGAUUUGAACCUUUCCAACUCCGAAGGGAACAAUAAACUUACUACUAAUACAAACAGCCAAAAGAAAGACGUUUCGACAAGUGCAGAAAAAAUCGAAGAUUUAAACAUCGAAUCCGAUUCCGUUGUUCUGUCCAUCGGAACUACAUCAAGUAUUACUGACUUAAACACUAGUGAAGAGUACUUUUUAAAUGAUGAUGGUAGUAAACAAAAACGAAAAACUUCAAAAGACGCGACUACUAAAAAUAGUAAACGUUUGUUUAAAGAAAAACAGGCUAAAAAAUCAAAAGUUUCGUCAGACAAACAGAAAGAAUCAAGGGGAACAUCACCUCCUCCUCAGAGUAUCUCAACGCAAACUUACGACGUUAUUGAACCUUUAGAACAAAGAAGUGUAUCGAGAUCUUCAAGAGGAAGACUAAGAACAUCUAGUAGAAAUAGUCGACGACCAGAUCUCCUUCGAUCACAAUCCUUGCAUGAAUCAGUAGCUACAGAUGCUGAUUAUGAAUCUACAAUGUCAUUCAGCAGAUUGUCCUUUUCCACAGGAUCACAGAGUUUACCUGGCUCCCCAGUAAGGGAUCAGAGUCCUUUCGGAUAUGACACCCCAGUUCAACAAAAGUUUCCAUUGCCGAGAUCUAGCAGGACAAACAGUGUGGAUUUAGAUAAAGCAGUCUAUUCAAAACGUAGAGCAAGUCAACCAGAUUUUCGUUAUAAAGAUUUUAGGAGCGAAUACCCUGGUCAACGAUUAAUGAGAUACGACAAUCCACAUGGACUUGUUGAAAACGCUGAACACUUUAACCGAUUAAUUGAUAUACCCUACCAGAAACAUGAUACACUCAAAAAUCAAGGCCUUGAACUAGUGAAGCUUUUGAGGGAAGCUGAACAUUUCAAAUAUACUGCGGAUGAGGUUCAAGCCGCAUUAAUCCAUUGUGGUAAUCAGAAUCCUAUCGAUUGGUUGCGACAGCACUGGACUGCCACUGUAGCGAGUGUUCAGACGAUGUCCACCCAAGUUGGUCGUGAAGGUCCCAUUAACAUAAUUGGGACCGUUUCUGAGAAAGAAGCCAGGGAUGCUCUCUGUCGCCACAAGGGCAACGUUUGGGCAGCCGUCACGGAAUGUGUAGAACAAAGACAAAGAAAAUAUGCUGAACUUGCCUCUAGAGGUGAUUUCAGUAGGGAAGAUAUUAUCACAGUGUUGACGGCACACCAUGGAGAUGUAGAAAUGGCUUUUUCGGAACUUAAUAAGACUCAGAUAAAACCGUUUUUAAUGCGAAUUUGGGGACCACCUGUUGGUACAGAUAACGAGGCGGGAAAUGAGGAGGUUACAUUUAAACAUAUUAGUGGGGAAGGGAAUAUAAAAACUGCUAAUAGUUUUGAAAGGGAUAAUUCAGAUAGCGUCAAAGCGGUGAGUGAUUCUAAUAACAAUCUAAAUCUUCAAGAUAACUCGAAACAGGAAGAAGAUAAAAUAUCGUUUUUUAAAUUAGAAAUAAAAAAAAUGGAUGGUGUGAAACCUCAGAAACUUAUUAUCAACAACAUACAAAGCAACAAAUUACAAGCUGAAGUGUGCUCGACUAAUAAUAACAAAGAAACUAAUUCAUCAAAUUAUCAAAACAUCCCUGAUCAAGAAAAUCGUCCAAAACAAAGUUCUGUACAAAUUAAUUUAAAAACAGAAUCAAAUGCAGAAAUAGACUCUUUAGAACAUAAAGACGAUGAAAUUAAACAUGUCUCAAAUUUGAUUAUUUACCCAGAACCUAACAAAGCCGAAAAAGACUUCCAACUUGUAAAGAAAAGCGAAAACUCUGCGGAAAAUACUGAACAGAGAAACGUGAGUGUCCUUUCAAACAAAAAUGAUAAUAAAGAUUCAAAAUUGAAACAAUCUGUUACAAUCAGGAGUACUAGCAGAGAAUCUGCAUCUUCAGAAACGGAUGUUAUAGAUAAUAAAAUAAUUGUAGAAAAGAGUAACACCGUAAUCCAUAUCAUAAACAACAGUAAUCAGCAAACUCCAGGCGAAGCUACAAAAAUUAUCACAAAAACAAUAGACACAAAUGAAAGCGAAAGCGUGACAACGACAUCAGAAAGUGAUCUAGAAUUUUUGGAUGCUUCUAAAGAUUUUGAAGACGAUUUUGAUCCACAAAGAAAAGAAAUAAUUAUCACAAACCCUAACGAAAGCCCAAAACUAUCAACGGAGAAUAUAGAAAAUAUUUCUACAGAAAAUAUAAGCGAAUUAAAUGUUACCCUGAAAAAAGAUUCUAAAAAUGUACCUUCACAUUCAAGUGAUAAUAAAUCAGACAAUUUUUUAAAUCAAGAUCUAAAUAAGUCGAGUAAAUUACCCUUAAAGGUACAGGCCACAGAUGAUUCCAGCAAAAAUAAAUUAAUCCGUAAUUCAUCAUUAAAAAGUAGCUUCAAAAAUACAGUUAAUAUAAAUUUGAAUUCCGGUGAUAUAGAACCAGAAAACGAAAGUAAAAAAGAUUGUGUAAAAGAAAGUUCUGCAAAUAGUGAAAAUAGGUCGAAUUUUUUUCUCCCAACCACGCCUAAAAUAGCCCCACCGAUUGAUGAUGAAUCAACUAAUUCAGAAGCAAAUUUUCCACCAGUAAUUCCAAGGCGAAAAACCCGUAAGAAAAAGAAGAAAAAUGCACAAUCUCUUUUUAAUUCUGUUCCUACACCAGCUCAACAAAAAGACAAUCAAAAAAAUUUUUCGAAAGACGAUUCAAAAGAAAUAGCAAUUAACAAUGAGAAAAAUAAAAAUACAAAAUCUGAAAAAAUGCCCUCUAAAAUAAUUACUCAAACUAAAAACACACAAAAUCAUACUUCAGAAGAGUUGAUAAAAGAAUUAAAAGUAUCUACAACAGUGCAAUUAGCACAAGGUGAACAAACUUCAAUCACGCUUCCACAAAUCCGUCCAUCCAAAAUACCAAUAUCCCGUCAGCGCUCUAUUUUAAGAAAUGAAAGAAAAUCACUAGAAAUGUCUCACACAGGUAGCAGAAUACCUAUUAAAUCCAGAACAUUUACCAAUGUGACAAAAAAUGCCGAAAGCACCAGUUUUCGUACCGCUGAUAACUCUAAACGGAAGAAUAAAGAGGUGGAACCAGAAGUUACCCAGUGUAUAUCUCCUGACAACGACAUGAGUCCUCAAAAGCAUGCAUUUGACGUGUCUGCUUACGAACACUCCACAAGUACAGAUGAAGAAAUCAUAAGUGAUGCUAGCAUUACGUCAGAGGAUGAUUUAGCAAAACAUCAAACCAAAGAUUCCGAAAAUAUAGCUAUAACAAUGAAAAAUACAGUUAACACAGUAAAAGAAAUUAAUAGGCAAUUGAACCUUACAAAUGCUUCAAAGAAAAUAAGUCUUUCUUCAACUAAAACAAGUUCUAUCGAUUCAAUUGGAAGUUGCACCCAAGUUUCGUAUACAAAAUCUUUGGAUAACGACAGCGAUUCUUCAGUAUCAGAUAGUAACGUCGAAGAACUGUUAUCAGAUAGUUCAGAUGGUUACAAUGAAUUUGAUGCUUUUGAUGAAGAAAUCGAUGAAAUCGGCAAUAAUUUCGAUUCAAAUGGGAAGAAGGAGAGCCUUUCAAGACUGAACGUGGAUGCCGCAAAUGAAGGGAGAAAUAUUUUCGAUAAGAAAAAGAACUUAUCGCCGUUAAUUGAAAAUGAGAACGAAGUUAAACAGAAAAAGAAACAUUAUUUUAUUGAGGAAACUUGCGAAACGGAUGAGUAUGAAGAAAUAGAAGAAGUGGAAGAGAUAGAAGUUGAUAAUGAAAAUACUGGAUCAAAUUCAGAAAGUAUCGAAUUUGAAGAGCAAAGUAAUAAUAAAUCUAGUAGCAUUAAUAACACAAUUUUUUUUGUAAGAGAACCAUCUGAAUUAGAAAUUUUAGAGAGACAAGCAAGGGGACUGUUGGCCGAAGGUCAGGUGGAAAACUAUGACCAGGCAGAGCUUGCAGUAAGCUUAAUGCGUCUGAAUUUUUCGUCGGAAGCGGCUUUAGAAGCUGUUAAAGAAUGCAAUACCCUGGAUGCUGCAGUUGCUUAUUUACAACAAGAUUGUGAACUCUGCACUGAGAAAUAUCCAAUGAGUCAGAUGGUCUCAAUGCUUAAAUGCACUCAUCGAUGCUGUGGAGACUGUGCUAAAAAUUACUUCACCAUUCAAGUAACCGAUAAGAACGUGAUGGAUCUUUCUUGUCCAUUUUGUAAACUCCCAAAUCUUGGCUCAUCUGAGACAACUGAAGAUGACAUAUCCGAUUAUUUUUCAAAUUUGGAUAUUCUUCUAAAAGGUAUUUUAGAUUGCGAAAUUCAUGAAUUGUUCCAAAGGAAAUUGCGGGAUAGGACCCUUAUGUUAGAUCCUAAUUUCCGAUGGUGUGUUCAGUGCUCAUCAGGAUUCAUAGCCAAUCCAAAGCAGAAAAGGCUCAUAUGCCCAGACUGCAAAUCUGUAACAUGUACUAAUUGUCGACGACCAUGGGAGAAACAACAUGAAGGCAUCUCAUGUGAAAAGUUUGCGGAAUGGAAAGAUGCUAACGAUCCAGAUAACCAAGCGACGGCCGUAGCUAAGCAUUUACAAGAAAACGGAAUUGAUUGUCCCAAGUGUAAAUUUAGGUAUUCAUUAGCUCGAGGAGGUUGUAUGCAUUUCACUUGUACCCAGUGCAAACAUGAAUUCUGUUAUGGCUGUGGAAAAACGUUUAUGAUGGGAGCAAAAUGUGGUGUUAGUACGUAUUGUGGAAAGUUAGGACUUCACGCUCAUCACCCAAGAAACUGUCUCUUUUAUCUUAGGGACAAAGAACCUCAAGAAUUACAACAUUUGUUAAAGGAACACCGAAUAUCUUUUGACACAGAAGUGCCAGGUGAUAAAGAAGAAAAUGCGACGGCAGUAUUAAAAUGUUCUGUUUCUUUACAAAAAGAAACUCCUGCAGGUUUAAUUGAUUCAGUGUGUAACAACGAAGUUUCGCCAGGGCAAGCAGGAUUAUGCAGGGCUCAUUACCUAGAAUACCUUUGCUCGUUAAUUAAGAAGAACAGUUUAGAUCCAAUAUCAAUUUUAUCAGCCGAUGAUUUAGAAACUGUAGUUCGUAGAGCAGCUAAAAAAUUGCCACCAAAUGCUUUCGGCACACCAAGAGAAGUUUAUCGUAAACGUCUUGCUCAGAUUGUUAUGGAACAAAUACCUCUUGAGUAAAAUUUCCCCAAUGGAUUCUAAUAGUUAUUUUAUAAGUUUUUUAUUUUUUUUCCAUGAAAAAUAAAUGCCCAUCUACUAUUGUAACCAAACAAUAAAUAUCACUUCAUUUUAAGUUCAUUAAGAUUAAUAUUGAUGUUAUAUUAAAUUAAUUGAUUCCAAGUUUGUAAUAUAAAGAUCCAUUAAAUAUUUGACUUUGUGUUUGAA